ACGAAUGACAUGCUAAUCGUUUAUUAAACUUAGUCUUAGAAGAAACAAAGCUCAGUAAAUCAGUUUUCUGGCUAGUAGAAGCAUCCUUUAUUUUCAGGUUUGUAAUGACAAAAACAAUAUUUUAAUAUGUUGACACAUUCAGAGAUUAAGUAAUGGCUUUUAAUGCAAGUUGUUACUCUCUGGCAAUUUAAGCUUUGCUAUGUGAAUGUUGAACUUUGGGUUAUCCAGAUAUACACUCUGUUUUUGGAACUUACUAGCAUGUAAAGGAGUAGUUCAGAGAGCGUUAGAGAAGGAAAAAGAUGCAGACAGAUCAACACGGGCAAUCAGUUGAAUGCAAGUUCUUGGCAACUGAAGCUUCAAAAUACUGUAUUGGAGGGAUUUUUAGGCAAUUCCUCAAACAUCCUAGUUUGGAAAUCAUACUAGAGUGUCAAUUUUCUGUUGGUCAGCUAGACGUGAAAAAAUAUUGCUUGCAUUUACUUUUUGUUUUGGUAGGGGCAGGUUUACUUGUUGCAGCUCAAGAUGCUACAGAAGAUGAGGAAGCUGUGGAAGAUACUGUAGUUGAAGAUGAAGAUGAUGAAGCAGAAGUUGAAGAAGAUGAGCCUACAGACUUGACAGAAGAAAAAGAGGAAGAAGACUCGUCAGGCGAACCUAAAGCCUCACCUAGUGCUGAUACAACCAUUUUAUUUGUGAAAGGUGAAGACUUUCCAGCAAACAACAUCGUAAAAUUUCUGGUAGGCUUCACCAAUAAGGGUACAGAGGAUUUUAUUGUUGAAUCUCUUGAUGCUUCCUUUCGUUACCCUCAAGACUACCAGUUCUAUAUCCAGAACUUCACAGCUCUUCCUCUGAAUACAGUAGUUCCACCACAGAGACAAGCCACGUUUGAGUACUCUUUCAUCCCAGCUGAGCCUAUGGGCGGUCGUCCUUUUGGACUAGUUAUCAAUCUGAACUACAGAGACGUAAAUGGCAAUGUGUUCCAAGAUGCUGUCUUCAAUCAAACAGUUACAAUUAUUGAAAAAGAAGAUGGGCUGGAUGGAGAAACGAUCUUCAUGUACAUGUUCCUUGCUGGACUUGGUCUGCUUGUCAUUGUUGGCCUACAUCAGUUAUUAGAAUCUAGGAAGAGGAAGAGACCAGUACAGAAAGUAGAGAUGGGAACAUCAAAUCAGAAUGAUGUUGAUAUGAGCUGGAUUCCUCAAGAAACUCUAAAUCAAAUCAUGCAGAGUAGAAGAGAUAAAGCUUCACCAAGGCGGUUGCCCCGCAAGAGGGCACAGAAAAGAUCAGUGGGAUCUGAUGAGUAAAUGUUAAAUUGUGCAACAAUUCAACCUUUACUAAUCCUGCCUGUUUGGAUUUGCUUGGAUUGGAGUAGUGCAGAGAGUCCAUACCACCAUAAGGAACAUACUGCUAAACAUUUGGACUGAACAGAUUAACUGAAUGAUGUUAAUAUUACUGAAAAUGCACUUCUCUUUUUGUUAAUAACUGUUGGGGGGAGGGGGGAGGUAGGCAUUAAGACUUGUGCCUGCGUGUGUAAGCAGUUGGUCUUAACAAUCUUAACUACCUGAAAUGUGCCUUUAGAGUUCUUUGUAAUGCUGGCUUCUCAUCUGUACACUUGUCUUUGAAAAAUUUUCCCCUCCCGUUCACCCCAAUCUGAAUGGGUAGUGACUUAAUCUGUCUUGACUGUAUACUGUCUGUAUCAGAGUCUGUAUGCAUUUUUCUUUUCAGAAUUUUCUCUACAGCACACAUACUGAAGUUUGUGUGUGUGGUCCUAUUUCAGUGGUAAAGCACUGAUUAUCUAGAUUUCUGCAUAAUUAGCAUUCUAAAGGCACAAUUAGGUAUAGCUGCUUGUAGCAGUAGACUGCUGCUGUUUUAAUCUGGGCAUGCAGCGAGCUAAAAAUCUGAAUUUAUCUGUGUAAAUGUUAGGAGGACUCUUAUACAGCAGCAGAACUUGUGAAGCAUGGAAUUUGUGUGCUGAAUUGGUAUUACUACAUAAAUCUUUUUUUUUUACCCAACUUGUUAAAUGAUUAGUUAUUGAGUCAUGCCAGCAGCUUAGAUAUUCUGACUAUAGUGGUAGCUCUGGAAUGUUUGCUGAAAAAAUUACUGAAUAUGCUACAACUAACUCUUCAAUGAGUUCUCGGUUCUCUCAAAAACUAGAAUGUCAUCCGUAUCAAAACACACGGACUUUUCUUACAAAGCUUUACAGGGGGAAGGACUUUGGAUUUACUGUACACACUUGAAACUGAAUUUGAAAAGCUGUUGGCUUCAAGUAAUCAAAAACUGUAAAGGGUGAAUUAAGUAGUUUUUCUGUCACUUACUCUUUUUUAUCUCAGGCUUUUGCACUUAUCAGUGCAUCAAUCCAAGCUGAGAUUUUAACCACCCCGUCUUUCCCUUAGUAACACAGAUACAUUUCCAUUAUUAAAUAUGUGUUAGUUCAGCACUCAGCAGAAAAGCUAUACAUAAUCAAAGUGGGAUUGUCUUUUUGUGGCAGGCACCACUUACGUGAUUACCAGGAGCUGAGGCACUGACCUGGCUCCCUUGCAUUCAGGAAUGUAACCUUGAUGGUGAAAGGAGCAAAUAUUAAAAUAUUAAAGAGUGUUUGCUGCCAUUCAGGCACUUGAACAAGGAUUGAAAUGUUUACAUCUCAUCUGCAUAUUGUUCUGUGUCUAAAGGUCUGGACCCUAUCUUAAGGCUCGUUCAGUUUAGGAAAUGCAUUAUCUGAGACUACCAGUUUUCUUCUUUUCUUCCCCUUCCUGAUUUCCCACAUUUGAAAGUGCUCUUUUUGAUCUAUACUUGUUCUACAGGGACUGAGCAUCUGAGCCAAUGAGAGUUGAGCAAUAUCUGUAAAUCAAUCAUGUCACCGUAUUGUGUUUGAAGCAGUGUUCUAAGGUCUGAAGCUAUCUGUACUGCCACUGUUGUACUAUAUACUUCCCUAAAAUGAAAUGCAAAGAUGUGCUUUACUCAUCUUGUGAUGGAAAAUAGUACAAGAAUGGGAAGAAUAACCUCAAUGAUGCUUUGCUUAAUGUGCUGAUAACACAGCUAGCCCAGGCAGAAUAAUGUAAUAAAGAGUUAAGAUCGUAUGGUAAUACAUACAACUUAGCAAACUGUUGAAUGCCACCUUCAGAACAGAUGACUAAUGCAAAUUGCAUGGAACAACUUUGCCUUAAGUGAUGUAAUCUGACUGACUGGCUCUGUGGUAGGUUUGUGUUGUUCAAGCUUGCAUUGAUUCACCGAAAUGUUUAUAUAUUAAAUGUUUUGUUAUACUAAAGGCUACAGCUAUUGCAGUGGCUGAUGUACUGAA
This is a messenger RNA of Struthio camelus australis, 3289 nucleotides long. The record is from RefSeq and is a predicted model, not a curated record. Lineage: Eukaryota; Metazoa; Chordata; Aves; Struthioniformes; Struthionidae.